Prunus dulcis (almond) is the source of this 947-nucleotide messenger RNA. Its product is annotated as LOB domain-containing protein 16. Gene Ontology annotation, biological process: hormone-mediated signaling pathway; positive regulation of DNA-templated transcription. NCBI's taxonomy places the organism in Eukaryota, Viridiplantae, Streptophyta, Magnoliopsida, Rosales, Rosaceae. The coding region runs from base 184 to 816 and encodes 210 amino acids. Gene Ontology annotation, cellular component: nucleus. The record is from RefSeq and is a predicted model, not a curated record. The transcript has 2 exons.
CCAUUAACCCCAAAGUCAUAUAACUCUUCUCUAUGUGCACCAUUUCCUAGUGUGCUCGUGUGCCUAAAAAUAUUUUAACCCCUCUCUCUCUCUCUCUCUGUCCCAAUUUUCACUCAAUCACUCACUCUCUUAUUCUAUUUUUUUGGGUGAAAUACAGUCUCUUAUUCUCUACCAAACCCAAAAAUGGCUUCUGGGGCUGGCAGUAAUGGCUCUGGCACUGGCUCUCCUUGUGGGGCAUGCAAGUUUCUGAGGAGAAAGUGUGCCUCUGACUGUAUCUUUGCACCUUAUUUUUGCUCUGAGCAAGGGCCUGCUCGAUUUGCUGCCAUUCACAAAGUGUUUGGUGCUAGCAAUGUGUCCAAAUUGUUGUUGCAUGUCCCUGUUCAUGAUCGUUGUGAAGCUGUUGUCACAAUUGCCUAUGAAGCUCAAGCAAGAAUCAGAGAUCCUGUUUAUGGAUGUGUGGCUCACAUUUUUGCCCUGCAACAACAGGUGGCAUGUUUGCAAGCACAAUUGAUGCAAGUAAAGGCUCAACUGGCUCACCAGAGCCUUGUUGAUUCAAGGAACAUAGAGAGCACUCAGUGGCCAGGGAAUGUGAACGGAGUCACAAACUUUCCAAAUUAUCCAAGUUACAUGAAUCCUAUUUCACCUCAGAGCUCGCUUGAAUCCAUUGACCACAACUGCAGUGAUAUUGCUAUGAAUAUGCAGGAGAUACAAAGCAGCAGAGAUGAGUUCUCAUACCAAGCUUGUUCUAAGAAGAGACCAUACAAUGGUGACUUGGGGGAGCUUCAGGCACUGGCCCUCAGAAUGAUGAGAAACUGAAUCAAUCUGUCAUCAUGUUUCUUUCAAGAUUAUGAGUCAUAUGACUGGUCUUUCAGAUGUGCUAUGCCCAAAGAUGUAUAUACUGAGCUUGUCUUUUUGUUUGAAGAACAAGAAAUUAGCACCUUAAGUCA